Drosophila bipectinata is the source of this 2138-nucleotide messenger RNA. RefSeq lists its product as uncharacterized. NCBI's taxonomy places the organism in Eukaryota, Metazoa, Arthropoda, Insecta, Diptera, Drosophilidae. The record is from RefSeq and is a predicted model, not a curated record.
CCAAUGUUUUGUCGCUAUGGUUUAAUAAAAUGUUAAGAGCAUAUAUGGAUGAGGAUAUAUGCUGCUUCAAUGCCAUCAAGCAAAUGUGCGAGUGGUUUCAGACAAUGAUGUCAACUGAAUCAUCGGAUAUAUGUAACAAUAUAAAGACUAUCGUGACGGACGCACAGCAGUUUGUAACAGAUUACAAGGACCAUUUACUAAGAAGAGAUGAACGUAUGGUCCAUGGAACUGUAUAUAUGUUGUUUGAAAUGGUCAAAGUUUUUUUUGAAGAAAGUGGAAAAAAUGAGAAUCGCAGUACUCUGAAGACAAGUGCAGCAGUUGCCGUUAAUCUUCUUUUCCAAGUGCUUUCCGUACUCAAGGAAAUUACUGCGGUUUCAACAAAACUGCAUGUGCGCGUUUCAACCCUGAUUCAGCAGAUGAGCGACAUGUCCGCAUUUGUAUGCGAAAAUGUCACUGACACAUUUAUAGGAAUUAGCGAAACUAUGACCUUUAUAUGCUUACACUAUUUAAAAUUGUAUAACGAAAGUCCAAUAAAGGAAGAGCAGAUGCCUCAAUGGCUCAAGGAGACUAUUCUGCAUAUUUGCGAUACGAUCCUAAACCUCUUGGAACCAGUUUUUAAAAAGGUUGCACUUUCUAUACCCAUUGAAAAACUAGAAGAAUUGGUCGUACUUAUUCAUAAAUAUUUAUUGAUGCUGCAUGAGAUAAUCAGUGGUGUCGUUACCCCAAUAGACGAAGAAGUUUUACAAGCACUAAUUGAACUCCUCGGUGAAACAAAACCAUGUCAUAACCUUGGCAAGGAUAUACCUUUACUUUUAUCCACAUACAUUACCCCGUAUGUGAUUAAUGUAAUCGGAAUUGUUUAUUCCUAUGAUGAUUUUCAAAAGUAUUUAAUCUCCUGCCUGAAAGAUUCUAUUCAAUCGAAAGUAGAAUAUUUUUACGUAUGCAUUGGCUUUAUAACAGCGGUAUCCAAAGACGCAGCGGAAAUCAACGAAAGUACCUGCAAAACCAUAGAAAGAAUUUUUGAAUACUUGUUCAAAGAUGCCUCCAAUUUUGUAAAUUGCGAGAAGUACGAUCUCAUUAUUGAAAGCUAUGCUACUUUGUUGUUUUUGGGAGAAAGUUAUUUUCUGUUUUGUUAUUUUUUCAUGGGAUUGUUUGAAGAGGACAUUAUCUUGGCCCAAGCGUGUGCCGAUGUACUUAUGUUAUGUUUUCGCCUAAAGGAAGUAAACCAGUCCUGGAACCAAAGCGAAAUUGAAAAGGCUUUAAGUUUCUGGAAUAAAUGCAACAACACCUAUUCAAUGUUUUCUCAACAACCAAGUCAAUGGCAUGUUCAGCGUUUUCUUAAAUACUUUCAUCGAAUAGGAAAAAAGGAGUUACCCGACUUUAACAUGGAAAACUUUCGGUACAUAUCCGCAGUGCCUCCUUCACAAAUGGGAAACAAGUUGUUACAGUGCUUGGAAAAUUGUUCUUCUGAUCCGCCAACUCAACCGGAAGUCUACUACGAAAUGGCGGGAAUUCUUGACUUGUUAGCUCAACAGAACAACGUAGAUUGUUCAAAGUGGUUUUUACGCUCCUUUGAAAUGGCCAAAGAGCUUCUAAGCAACGGCAAGUCUAUGGUGUUUUUCGAGAGUUACUUCAAGCUUCUUGCCAAAGAAAACAAAGCCACACAAUUAGUAAUAUUACGAGGCCUGCCGCCGUUAAUUGGAGACGCCUGCUGGAAUCAGCAGAAGUUCAUAUUUACCUGCAAAGCCAGCGACGACCCGCAAUUGAAAGCUUUUAGUGCUCGACUUUCUAUUGGAAAUAAUAUACAGUCUAUUUUAGACGCCAUGUUUCGGCAAAAUACAUCUGUGGACACAUCUGUGGAUCUGUGGUCUUCUGGCCAAGACCUGAGUAUAGAAAGUAUUGCUCGACAGAAGCAUGAAUGCUCAGUUUCUAGUUUGAAACGUAAGCGAUCUGAUGAUUCCGCAAAAGAAAUUUUAAAAGUAAUGUACGAGAAAUCAACGCAAUUUCGCCAAAGCAACUUGUCCAGUUUGGAAGCUGCUGACUGGGAUCGUGUUAAGGAUAUAGUGGUUUGUUUGACAAGCAUUUGCAACGAAAAAAAUAAUUAAACAAAAUAAAAAAAAAGAAUUGAUUUUAAGGUA